AUGGAGCAGCGGCUAGCGGUGGGCCGCAGUGCGUCCUCGCCCAAUCCCGGGUCUCCCGCGCAGCAAGAUGCGCGGACCCCGCAGGCAGAGCAGCGGCUUUUGGGAAACGCCGCCACGGCCGCGGCUUUCGGCGGCGCCUGCGCCGUCGAUGUGCGGCCGGAUCAGAGCCACGCCAUCCUCCAGUGGCGCAGCCAGGAGCGGCUGCCCAGCUUUCUGGAGACGCACACAGAGGAGCUGACGCUGUCGCGGCCAGGGGUGUGGGGCUUCUUCCAAGAGCCCUGGCUGGGCCGCGCGGUGGUGGGCCACGUGAAGUGGCCCGGCGCCAGCUGGCGCGCCAAGUUCACGGUGCUGCCCUCGCUGAUCGCCAAGCAGGAGGCUGAGGCCAUGAAGGAGCCGCUGAUCGCCGCCCCCGAGGACUUCGACGAAGAUAUCGACGGGGUCGACAGGAUGGUCACCUACGAGUUCAUCAUCUCCAGCGCUGGAGCCGAAAAGGCCCAUGAUCCGGUGCGGGAACCUUUGCGCCAGAAGCUGCGCGACAUCACGGAGCCCAUCAUCCGCGACCGCAUCGCGCCCUUCGUGCGCGCUCGCUACCCGAAAGCCGGCGCGGUGUGCCACUCGAUGAUCCGGAGAUAUCUGGAGAACGAGCGGCGCAGCCACGACACCCACUGGGACAUCCCAUCCUAUGUGUCGGUGGUGGUGAGCCUUGACUCCGCGGGCCUGGACUUCGAGGGGGGCUUCUUCGUGACCACCGGGAGCGGGGAGAAGUCCUUCCUCCCGCUGCAGCGGGGUGACACGGUGGUGCAUCAAUCUGACCUUCUGCACGGGGUGCACGUGAAGCGCGGGGAUCGCUGGAGCUGGGCCAUGUGGUUCCAAGACUCCUGGGACUGCAGCUCCCGCGCUGAGAGUUGGUGGCAGCUCGAGGCGGAGGCCGGGGACCCGGUGGCGCAGACGCUGCGGGCGAUGCGCGCCAGCACCCAGGAGGAGUCCUGGACUUGGCUCCAGAGCGCGGCGCGGCAGAGCUUUCCGCGCGCGCAGCUCUACUUGGGGAAGGCGCACGAGGACCGGGGUGCGACCCAAACGGCCGCUGGCUGGUACGAGUCGGCGCGGCACGGGGGCGAGGUAGACGCGUGUUUUUACCUGGGCCUUUGGGAGCAACAACAGGGCAACCUGUCCGGAGCUGCUGCUCUCUUCCAGCAGGGCGCACAGGCAGGCGAGGGCAAAGCCAUGGCGGAGUUGGGCAAGGCGUACCGCGACGGCCAGGGCGUGCCGAAGGACCCGAGUCUGGCGCGCCAGUGGCUGGAGAAGGCGGCGGAUUUUACUGUGGAGGCCAUGUACCUCAGCCACCUGGCCCAGGCCUCGCCGCCGGAAGGCUCGGCCGCGCUGUUCUUGGAGCGCGCGGCGCGCAUGGGCCACGAGGAGGCCAUCCGCAAGUUCAUGGAGCCCUUGGCGAAAGCGAAGCGCUGGGAGGAAGUGAUGCCCUGGCUCCUUCGGCUCGAGAGCAAGGCGGCGCUCUCGCAGUUUGUGAAGCUGCGCAAGGCCGGUGUUCCUGCGCAGCCCUUCGCGGAGUUCCGGGCGCAGCGCCUGCUGGCAGACCUGGCGCACCAGGGCUUCGAGGAUGCCCGACAGCUGCUCCAGGAGAUGCGGUCGGCGAUGGCCCCCAUUUACCAGGAAGCGCCCUCCCCGAUGCUGUGCAAGGCCGUUGCUCUUCAGGCGGGGGCGCUUUACGCGUCGGCGGCCACGCUGCCUCACGCGUCGCCUGGCAUGCAGGUGACGUCUCCAAUGCCGCAACCCGUGCAUGCGGGAAGCCCGCACAUGGUGCACGCCGCGCCGACGCCGGCGCCGGCGCCGCCGACCCUUGCGGCACAGGGGACGCGCCCGCGGCUUGGCGUCGCCAGGAUGGUAUCACCCAUGGGCCGGGCCAUGAGCACCAGCGCUCUGCAUGCGCAGGUCCGGCACUUCCCGGGUGCGGCCCACGCUCCGGUGCAGACGGUGCCUGCUUGUGCCUGGAAGUGA
This is a messenger RNA of Effrenium voratum, 2013 nucleotides long. The record is from the annotation of a GenBank genome assembly. NCBI's taxonomy places the organism in Eukaryota, Dinophyceae, Suessiales, Symbiodiniaceae.